CCGCGGCCCGCCCGGGCGGCGCGAUGGAGAAGCUGCGGCGGGUGCUGAGCGGGCAGGACGACGAGGAGCAGGGCCUGACGGCGCAGGUCCUUGAUGCCUCAACACUCAGCUUUGGUACCAGAGUCAAAUGGUUUGGCAUAUGUUUUAUUGCUGGCAUUGCGUGUUCUAUUCUUGGAACAGCAUUGCUAUGGCUCCCGAAGGGAAUCAAACUUUUUGCAGUGUUCUAUACUCUGGGAAAUAUUGCUGCAUUAGCCAGCACRUGUUUCCUGAUGGGGCCCCUGAAGCAACUGAAGAAAAUGUUUGAACCAACAAGAUUAAUAGCUACAAUUGUGAUGCUGCUUUCUCUAAUAUUGACCCUCUGCGCUGUGUUCUGGUGGGGUAAAAAAGGUUUGGCAGUGUUAUUCUGCAUAUUGCAGUUCUUGGCAAUGACCUGGUAUAGUCUGUCAUAUAUUCCUUAUGCAAGGGAUGCUGUGAUUAAAUGCUUCUCGUCCUGUCUAGAAUAAACUAAGAGCAGAAGCCACUUCACACUUUAAAAGCCAACGUCGUCUUUUGUGAAUUUUGYUCAAAAAAUCCUCUUCUACUCCUGAAAUACCUAGUGACAAUUUGGCACUGUCCUUGCCUUUUGCAGUUAGGAGAUUAAAUCAUUUUUACUAGUAUCGGUUUUAAAAAAUAAAUUGCAAUAACUGUGUUUCUUUACACUGGAACGUGUAGGGUUUUUAACCAAAAAGUGCAUCUAAAUACUUUGUGGAAACUAGUCUUAAGUGCUUAAAGCUGUGUCCAAUAACGCAGGUUAAUCCUGGUCUAGGCAAGCCCCUGGAGUYGGGCUAGGAUGCGCAAAGGCUUCAUUUACAGUUUUGUCUCAAAUUCGCCAUGUACCAUUUAUAUUUUCAUGUUAGUCAUUGUAAGCUUUUUCCAAAGACUGAGUUUUAUAAACGUUGUAAAGAUUUGAUAAGUUAUGGGCUGCUUUGAACUGUCUAUACAUGUGCUUUAUGGGGGAAAAAGUUUAGUGAGAACAUGUUAAAAGAGCUGUUAAAUUUGCUGGACUUUAUUAAACAGGUAUAUUUUAAACAUUUUU
Messenger RNA from Nothoprocta perdicaria, 1075 nucleotides. It is a transcript of the gene SFT2D1, whose product is annotated as SFT2 domain containing 1. The coding region runs from base 24 to 503 and encodes 159 amino acids. The record is from RefSeq and is a predicted model, not a curated record. The transcript has 8 exons. Gene Ontology annotation, biological process: vesicle-mediated transport. Gene Ontology annotation, cellular component: membrane. Lineage: Eukaryota; Metazoa; Chordata; Aves; Tinamiformes; Tinamidae.